UCAAUAAAGCAAAGAACUUGGAAUUUAUCAUAGUUAUUUGACAUUAUCUGAUACAAGUGUGUUGUUUACUAUUUCAUUAAACGUAGAUUAAAUUGGGUCUAAAAUGCUACACCUUCGGCAUUUAAGCAGAAUACCUGUAAAUAAUGGAAUUUUUUCAAAGCUUUUGGUACGAAAUACAAUGAGAAUCAAUGGCGCUUCACCGUUUUUCAUAGUGUCGAAGGAAAGUACGCACUCUUUUAAAUACAGUACAUCCGGAACAGAUGUGGUUAAUAAUCAGCAUGAGCGAUCAGAUGACAAUAUAUUGAAACGAGUUCUCAAUAAAGUUGGCUUCGCACCAAAUACAAAAACACGCAUAAGGGUGUCCAGCCAUAUGUUAUAUGAAUGUGUAGCUGAUAAGAUCAAUUACCUAAGUUUUUUCAAAGCUUUCAACAUGCCUAACACGUUCAAUUCGUGGUUUCUUGUUACCGAAUUACAUGUUUGGAUGCUACUAGUUCGGGCUAUGGCAGAAGGUUCGGAAUCCGGAGAAGAUGGCCGAUUUCUUCGGAAUUGUAUUGUGGAAGUUAUGUGGGGCGACGUGAAUGCACGAGCUAAAAAACUAGGUACACAUAAUCCGUCGAAAACCCGCCAGCAAAUUGAAAUCCUUUCGGAACAAUUCCAGGCGGCACUCAUUGCAUACGAUGAAGGUAUUAUGUCAGAAGAUCGUGUUUUAUCUGGUGCAUUGUGGCGUCGUUUCUUCGCUAUGAACUGCGACGACAUUGUAAAAAUUGAACACUUAGUGAAGUAUGUACGGGAACAAAUAUCUAUUCUGGAUGAACUUUCGCGUGAAGAUUUUCUACAAAAACCAAAAAUAUUGUGGACAAAUUUAGACAAAAUAAAAAUUUAGUUCCAUAAAAUAUGUUAUACCUUUUGAAAAAAUUAA
Molecule: messenger RNA, 919 nt
Organism: Ceratitis capitata (Mediterranean fruit fly)
Lineage: Eukaryota; Metazoa; Arthropoda; Insecta; Diptera; Tephritidae
Gene: Uqcc1
Product: ubiquinol-cytochrome-c reductase complex assembly factor 1
Exons: 4
Coding region: 104-883 (259 amino acids)
Biological process (GO): mitochondrial respiratory chain complex III assembly
Cellular component (GO): mitochondrion
Source: RefSeq, a predicted model, not a curated record